Messenger RNA from Capronia epimyces CBS 606.96, 2718 nucleotides. RefSeq names its product OPT family small oligopeptide transporter. Gene Ontology annotation, biological process: transmembrane transport. Gene Ontology annotation, molecular function: oligopeptide transmembrane transporter activity. The coding region runs from base 1 to 2718 and encodes 905 amino acids. Lineage: Eukaryota; Fungi; Ascomycota; Eurotiomycetes; Chaetothyriales; Herpotrichiellaceae. The transcript is spliced from 3 exons. The record is from RefSeq and is a predicted model, not a curated record.
AUGUCGCGGCAUCCACUCUUGCUCAUGCGCUCGUCUCCCGCGCUGGGGACCGGUUCCUAUGGCACUGUGCCGAUGGUCAACUCUGGCUCCGCGUCCGAGCCGAGCUCCGAAGACGAAGACGAGGUGAGGAGUCAACGGAGAAGUUACAAGAGUCGCGGGAAGAGAGUACAAUCUGCGCAUAAUCUCCGUGGUGAUCACGGCCAGUCCUCAGAUCCUCGGCGGCGGUACCGCAGUACGGAAUGGCUGCGCCGAAGGUCGUCUUCUGCGGCCAGUGACAUUGGAAUGGGGCUCGAUUCGAAGACCUCGUUCGCCGUCAAUCCGGCCAUUGCCGAGCACAAGGCCGAGUCUUCCAACGCGAGCACACGAACGGGAAGCGGGGAUGAGAUCGAGGACGAGUAUAUUCCCACAGAGGAUGAUCCCCCAGAUAACUCUCCUUAUCCUGAGGUUCGAGCUUCAGUGCCGGCAACUGAUAAUACCUCGUUAUCUAUCAACACGCCUCGCAUGUGGACGCUGUCCUUGCUUUUUGCAAUAGCAGGGUCGGCAACGAAUCUUUUCUUCUCACUAAGAUACCCCAGCGUCGCCAUAACACCCGUCAUUGCUCUGGUGCUGGUUCAUCCCUUGGGCAAACUAUGGGAUCUUGCGUUCAAGAGACGAGGCGAUUCAGAACGCAUGUUUGUCGAGGGUACGCGCCAACCGGAUGAACACCAACACCUGCACACACGGACAGAAAAACUGCGUCUAUGGCUGGCCCAAGGUCGGUGGAACGAAAAGGAGCACGCCUGUGUGUACAUCAGUAGUAAUGUAUCGUUCGGCUUUGCCUUUGCCACUGAUAUCAUUGUCGAGCAACACAAGUUUUACAAACAGACCGUUCCGAUCCUAUAUCAGCUCCUGCUCACUAUCUCGACCCAGAUUCUGGGUUACGCCUUUGCCGGGCUGACAAGACGCUAUCUGGUCCGCCCGGCAGCAAUGAUAUGGCCUGGCACCCUCAUGUCAACCGCAAUGUUUACCACAAUGCACAAGGAUGAAAACAAAGCCGCCAACGGAUGGACGAUUUCACGAUACCGAUUUUUCAUCUACGUUUGGGCCGCCGCAUUUGCAUGGUAUUUCGUUCCUGGACUGCUGGCCCCGGCAUUGAGUUAUUUCAACGUCGUCACCUGGUUUGCGCCGAAGAAUGUCGUCAUUUCCAACCUGUUUGGGGUUGCCUCGGGAUUGGGACUUUUUCCCGUGACAUUCGACUGGGCGCAAAUUGCCUAUAUUGGCUCACCUCUAUUGACACCAUGGUGGGCCGCCGCGAAUGUUGUUGGUGGCCUUGUCCUGGUGAUGUGGAUUAUUGCGCCUAUCCUGUACUACAAGAACGUCCUCUUCUCGGGAUAUCUUCCCAUCUUGUCUUCGGCGGUUUUUGACAACACGGGCAAGCCAUAUGAUGUCAGCAAAAUUCUGACGCCAGAGUUUUUGUUCAACAAGGAAGCCUACGACAAUUAUUCCAAAGUCUACCUGCCCAUCACUUAUGUUCUGUCGUAUGGAGUACAAUUUGCGGCGCUUGCGGCAUUGAUCAGUCAUACAACAUGCUGGCAUGGCCGGGAUAUCUGGCGACAGUCUAAGCAAGCUUUUAAUGAAAGACAAGAGAAGCCCGCGGUUGGAUAUGAGACCGUCCCGACUUCGGAUGACAAUUACAGUCGUCGCCGAAUUGAUAGCUUGACUGUGGUCGCCAGCGGUGAAGAUGUUCACAACCGCUUGAUGAGGAGGUAUGAGGAUGUGCCAAUGUGGUGGUAUGCCGGCACCUUUGUCACCAUGUUGGCGGUCGGGAUCUUCGUGGUCGAAUAUUACCCAGUGCAUCUGCCAUGGUACGGCCUUUUGACGGCCCUGGGGAUUACCACGGUCCUCUUCAUACCCGUUGGGAUCGUCAUGGCUAUCACAAAUCAACACAGCAGCCUAUACCUGAUCUGUCAGCUCAUAUGUGGUGUCAUGUUUCCCGGCCGACCAGUGGCCAAUAUGGUUUUCGUCACCUACUGCUACAUCAGUUCAGCUCAAGGGAUCAAAUUCUCGUCCGACCUAAAACUGGGUCAUUACAUGAAAAUCCCCCCCAAAUUGCUGUUCAAGGUGCAGAUGGUCGCCACCCUAGUUUCCAGCUUGGUCCAGAUUGGCGUUCUCAAUUGGAUGUUCGUCAACAUCCCAGGCAUUUGCACGCCCGAGGCGAUCAACGGGUUCAAUUGCCCCAUCGCUCGAGUUCACUUCAACGGCAGCAUUCUCUGGGGCGUGGUCGGACCACAACGGUUCUUCGGGCCGGGAGCACUUUAUCGACACUUGGUCUGGGCGUUCUUGCUCGGCUUCAUCGCGCCCAUCCUGAUAUGGGUCAUGGGGCGAGGCCAAAAGAAGACGGUCUGGAGGAAAGUCAACCUCCCCGUUCUCUUUGGGAGUCUGAGCUGGAUUCCUCCAGCCACCGGUCUGAACUUCUCCGUCUGGGCAGUGGUCUGCUUCGCGUUCAACCACCUGGUGAAGAGACGGGCAUCGGCGUGGUGGGGCAAAUACACCAUGACCAUGUCGGCCGCUUUAGACUCGGGGCUGGCCUUCUCGCUCGUGGUCGUCUUUUUUGGCUUUGUAUAUCCCGGCUGGAUGGACAACUUCAGAUGGUGGGGCACGGAGAUCUACAAGCAGGGCUGCGACUGGCGGGCAUGUCCAUGGCUCAGUCUCCAACCUGGCGAGAAGUUUGACCAGUGA